GCUCGCCGCCGCCCGCCGAAGCGGCGAUGACACGGCGCCCGCGGCGGCCCCGAGGCGCCUGGCGGGCCGUUUGCUGACCGGACCGCGGCCGCCGCCGCCGCCAGCGUGUCCGCCACGCCGCCGCCAGUAUGGGCUGCGCGCCGAGCAUCCGCAUUUCCGAGAGCCGGGCAGCACAUCCCGGCGGCAAGGAGGCUGAGGACGYGCCGGUCCCUGCGGCGCCGCGGCAGCCGUCCGUUCGGCCGCUCCUCCCUCACUACUCGAAGAGGGACGCCCAGCCCAGGCCCCGCGGCGCCGACCGCGCGGAGAACGAGGCUCGCGACGGCACCCGCGCGCAGGGAGCAGUGGCUGAUGUACAAUUUGGCCCCAUGAGAUUUCAUCAAGAUCAACUUCAGGUACUUUUAGUGUUUACCAAAGAAGAUAACCAGUGUAAGGGAUUCUGCAGGGCAUGUGAAAAAGCAGGGUUUAAGUGUACAGUAACCAAGGAGGCACAAGCAGUCCUUGACUGUUUCCUGGACAAACAUCAUGACAUCAUCAUCAUAGACCACAGAAAUCCCCGUCAGCUGGAUGCAGAGGCAUUGUGCAGGUCUAUCAGAUCAUCAAAACUCRCAGAAAACACAGUUAUUGUUGGUGUAGUACGCAGGGUGGACAGAGAAGAGUUGUCUGUAAUGCCCUUAAUUUCUGCUGGCUUUACAAGGAGGUAUAUAGAAAACCCCAGUAUCAUGGCCUGUUACAAUGAACUGCUCCAGCUGGAAUUUGGAGAGGUGCGAUCACAACUGAAACUCAGGGCUUGUAACUCAAUAUUCACUGCAUUAGAGAAAAGUCAAGAAGCAAUUGAAAUUACAAGUGAAGACCACAUUAUACAGUAUGCAAAUCCUGCAUUUGAAACAACAAUGGGCUAUCAAUCAGGUGAAUUAAUAGGGAAGGAGUUAGCAGAAGUGCCUAUAAAUGAAAAAAAAGCUGAAUUGCUUGAUACUAUAAAUUCAUGCAUCAGGAUAGGCAAGGAGUGGCAAGGAACUCACUAUACCAAAAAGAAAAAUGGAGAUAGUAUACAGCAAAAUGUGAAGAUAAUACCUGUCAUUGGACAGGGAGGAAAAAUUAGACACUAUGUGUCCAUUAUCAGAGUAUGCAGUGGCAACAAUAAGGCUGAGAAAAUACCAGAAGGUGUUCAGUCUGACACUCAUACAGAUAAUCAGACAGGCAAACAUAAAGACAGGAGGAAAAGCUCACUCGACAUUAAAUCUGUUGCCUCUCGAAGUGAAGUUAACAACCAGAGACGACACUCCUCCCUGGCCCGGAUACAUUCCAUGACGAUCGAGGCACCCAUCACCAAGGUAAUCAAUAUCAUCAAUGCUGCCCAGGAAAAUAGUCCCAUGCCUGUGACAGAAGCCUUGGACCGUGUGUUAGAAAUUUUGAGAACCACUGAGUUAUAUUCACCACAGUUCGGUGCUAAGGAUGAUGAUCCUCAUGCCAGUGACCUCGUCGGGGGCUUAAUGUCUGAUGGUUUGCGAAGAUUAUCAGGGAAUGAAUAUGUUCUUUCAACAAAAAACCUUCAACAGGUUUCACAUAGUAUAAUCACUCCCAUUUCCCUUCACGAUGUCCCAUCGCGGAUAGCUCGAGGCCUGGAAAAUGUGGAAUACUGGGACUUUGAUAUUUUUGAACUGGAGGCUGCCACCCAUAAUAGACCUUUGAUUUAUCUUGGUCUCAAAAUAUUUGCUCACUUUGGAAUCUGUGAAUUCUUAAACUGCUCGGAGUCAACACUGAAAUCGUGGUUACAAAUUAUUGAAGCAAACUAUCAUUCUUCUAACCCCUACCACAAUUCUACACAUGCUGCUGAUGUUCUUCACGCCACUGCCUAUUUUCUGUACAAACAGAGGAUAAAGGAAAGUUUAGAUCCAGUUGAUGAGGUCGCUGCUCUCAUCGCAGCCACCAUUCAUGAUGUGGAUCACCCUGGGAGGACCAACUCCUUCUUGUGCAAUGCAGGGAGCGAGCUGGCCAUUUUGUACAAUGACACUGCUGUGCUGGAGAGCCAUCACGCAGCCUUGGCCUUCCAGCUGACUAUUAGAGAUGACAAAUGCAAUAUCUUCAAAAAUGUAGAGAGGAAUGACUAUCGGACACUGCGCCAGAAUAUUAUUGACAUGGUCUUAGCCACAGAAAUGACAAAGCACUUUGAACAUGUCAACAAAUUUGUUAAUAGUGUUAACAAGCCCUUGGCAACACUAGAACAAGAUGAGGAAACUGAAAAAGACCAGGAAGCCGUAAACACUAUGCUCAGGGCUCCAGAGAACCGCACUCUGAUCAAACGAAUGCUGAUUAAAUGUGCUGAUGUGUCCAACCCCUGCCGGCCCCUGGAGCACUGCAUUGAGUGGGCUGCACGCAUCUCAGAAGAAUAUUUUUCUCAGACUGAUGAAGAGAAGCAGCAGAACUUGCCUGUGGUAAUGCCGGUUUUUGACAGAAACACCUGCAGCAUCCCCAAAUCCCAGAUCUCUUUUAUAGAUUACUUCAUCACAGACAUGUUUGAUGCUUGGGACGCCUUUGUGGACCUUCCUGACUUAAUGCAGCAUCUUGACAACAACUUUAAAUACUGGAAAGGAUUGGAUGAAAUGAAGCUUCGGAGCCUCCGACCUCCUCCUGAGUAGAACAGGAGGCCUCAUGGGCCCUGAAAUCUUGUGCCUCCAGUCAUUUGCAAUUCCUGAGGGCAGCCAGAGUUCCUUAGGCCUUCAGUAUUAAGCAGAACCAUUCCCUCAUCUGCAAAGCCUGUAAAACACAUGGUGACAUCAGUAACCACCUGCAGCCACCAUCCGAUGCCAUAAUGUGAGCCUUGGCCACUAGCAAGGGCUGCAGGGGCUCUUCAGAAAAGCACUUGAGAACCAGUUUGCAUCAGCCUCCUGUUCACAUGAAGCCUCGGUCAUACCUACAGAGGGGUACUGAUGGAUUUCCUGCCAGUGACAGACUGUCUGGCUGCAAACAGUUGCUCUCAAAUAUGUUCAGCACUUCAGAAUAGCUAGUGGCAAUCGGAUCUUUAGCAACUUUUUUCACAUCAUAGAAGGUGCAAUCACUUACUUUGGAACACUACUGAAAGUGACUUCUCUUUUAAAAUUGAGUAGCAAAUAAACAAAAGAGAAAUUUUGUAGUUGAUUAUUAAUCAAUUAUUAAAAAUGUUUAUUUAUUUUAUUGGAAGUUCAUAUUUUCUAUGAGUUUAAAAACACUUCAAAGCCAAAGCCAACAUCACACGCCAUGACCAAAUUUACACGAUUGGUAUCAUUAUGCAUUACUUGGUGUACAAACAUUUUCAUAAUGCAAAUUAAAAAUGAUACGUUUUUACUUCACUAUAGAAAUAUUUGUGUAUGUUAAACUCCUUUCUGAUUGAUACUAUUAGRAAAAAAAAUGGUUUGGUUUGGACUUAUAGUAGAGAACUAAAGGAGAAGGCGCCUUUCAUCAUAUAGAAUCUAGGCUCUAAACAGGCUGAUUGAUGUGCUUUGCAAGUGACAUCCCAAAGAAAAAUUACACCCUUCUUGAUUUGUAAAGAAAUAUUAGGACUUACAACUUUUUCUUAAAAUUCCAUAAUUGAAUUUCCAAAAGUCUGCUUCAUUUUGUACUGUUUCUAAAAAAUAUUCCCUAUAAAAACAAAAUGCAAACAAACAUGGGAUAUUUAAUGAAUUGACAUUUUAUAACCAACCAGUUUUCAUCUGCAGUGGGGAAUCUUUGAUUCCAGAAAUUUAUAAGGGUUCUGUAUCUUCACAUUUUGAAUAAACAUAAUGCCAUAAAAAAUGACACUUGAUGACAGGUCAAAGCAUUAGUUGUUUCAUUUUAAGCUGGUAUGUUUUUUCCAGAUAAAAAUGAAAUUAAACUUUUUGUUUUUAAGAAAU
This is a messenger RNA of Urocitellus parryii (Arctic ground squirrel), 3866 nucleotides long. It is a transcript of the gene Pde8a, whose product is annotated as phosphodiesterase 8A. Gene Ontology annotation, molecular function: 3',5'-cyclic-nucleotide phosphodiesterase activity. Gene Ontology annotation, biological process: signal transduction; regulation of DNA-templated transcription. The record is from RefSeq and is a predicted model, not a curated record. NCBI's taxonomy places the organism in Eukaryota, Metazoa, Chordata, Mammalia, Rodentia, Sciuridae.